Cryptotermes secundus is the source of this 2004-nucleotide messenger RNA. RefSeq names its product transcription termination factor, mitochondrial (gene mTTF). Gene Ontology annotation, cellular component: mitochondrial matrix. The transcript has 5 exons. The record is from RefSeq and is a predicted model, not a curated record. Gene Ontology annotation, biological process: termination of mitochondrial transcription; regulation of DNA-templated transcription. Lineage: Eukaryota; Metazoa; Arthropoda; Insecta; Blattodea; Kalotermitidae. Gene Ontology annotation, molecular function: double-stranded DNA binding. The coding region runs from base 781 to 1989 and encodes 402 amino acids.
GUGGCAUGAUUUUAGGGUAAAGCCAUUCUAAAAAUCUGUUUCUUUUUAUAUUUCAGGUCAAAUGAAAACCAAUUUCUGCUGAGCUUGUUCAUAUUGUGAUUACUAAUACACAGUAAUCUGAACGUAUCUGCCAAUAAUGAAGAUGAAUUUUUUAAGUAAUCAUUCAUUCAUCAAUUGCUUUUGGCCCUUUGUUGUACCCUGGUCGCUUCUUUCGGUUUCGUAAUCCUACACAGUUGGCAGGACUCCUUGGAUGGAGAAUUAGCAUGUUGCAAGGCUGCACAAACACAGAUAUCCAUGCUAUAUAAACAUAACAUGUCGCCAUAUUCUGGAUACCCGAUAUUCUGAAGGAUUUUGAAGGUGUUGCAUGCAUAUAAGGCAAAAACAUCUACGUAGAUUAAAGUAGAUAUUUUCGAGGUGCAUAUACAUAACAUUCAGCAAAGGAAAUUCAAAAUACACCAAACGUCUUGAAUUCACACCACAAAUAUAAAAACACUGAUGUGCAAGCAUCGAAAAAUGUUCUUAGUGAAUGUCACAUGGACCUUUCGAGCUAUGCUGUACUUGUAAAAUGUGAUUAUAACUUGGCAGCAAACGGAACAACAUGAAGACAAACAUAACCGCUUUUCCAGCUAAUUUUAAGGAACAUUAGCUCCUCAAAAGUUGGCGACAGAAUGCGCGUAGAAUCAGUGCAAGGAGUUCCUUCCUGUGAAUCUGAAUAAUGGAAAUCCGUGGUGUGCAGUUAAACCUAUAAUAAACAAUGUUGUAGGUUAUGUGUUAUCAAUAAUGGGAUCAGUGCCUGUCUUUGUGAACAGAGUUAUUCAAAUUUCUAACAGCAUUUCAAAAACUAAUGUAAUAAGUCGCAUCCCGCUGUGCAAUCGCAUUAGUAUUCGUGUUGCAAGCCAGUCUCUCUUAAUUAGAGAAUUGACAAGCGUGAAUGAUGAUGAUUUGUAUGAAAUUAAUGAUUUGUAUGAACGAGACAGAGAAUAUAACAAGAAAGCAACAGUUUCUAUGCUGAUGGAAUUGCUUGAGUGCCCUGUUAAAGAAGUGGAAUCAAUGGUACAGAGGUGUCCGGAACUUAAGUUUGUGAGUUCGAAAAAUAUGCAGUGUAACAUUCAGUUCUUUAAAGAGAAAGGCGUUUCAGAAGAAGUUUUGUAUCAUAAUCCAUGGCUGUUGAAGUAUAAAACAGGGUCACUGUCAUAUAAGCUGAAUAUUCUUGAGAAAAUGAAGUUGGCUGAUAUAUCUGCAGUAAUACCUCUUCUUCAGCUUCCUGUACCUAAACUCAGAAACUUUGAAUCAUUGACGAAGAAAGAGUCCCGCAAAGUGCCUCAUGGUAACCGCCUUAAGUACACAAGUGAAAAGCUCCAGUGCAAUUUGGAAGACGUGUGUAAGGUGUUUCAGCAGCACAAGUUUCUAUUCACUAUCCCAUUUGACCGCUUUUCAGCCAUCAUGGAUCUUCUGCUUGACGCAGGAGUUUGUCCUCUGCACAUCCUGAACGAUAUGUGGAUAUUCCGUUACAGUGCAAAAAAAACUGCAGAGCGGCUAAGCAUAGCUAAGAAAGCAGGAGUUGCCACUAUCAAACCAUGGAUGUUGCGGUGUUCAAAUAAAAUAUUUUCAAAUUUACUGCAGAGAGCAGUGGUGAAAAAAGAGCUUCUCGGUGAGGGUUCAGUAGUUGAAUACCUCUCUCAACAACUGCAAUGUGAUACUGAAAUUGUAGAAUAUUUAAAUUCAAAAUACCCAUCGAUAAUAAGGAUUCAAGUGUCCAAAUUGAAGGAAGUAUUUGAUUUUGUGUAUGCAGAAGGAUACACCCCUCAACAUGUACUCCAGGUCCCUCGUAUACUGUUUCAUAGUAUUGAGACGACAAAGUCGCGUCUUUUAGAAUUGAAGGGCUUGGGCUAUAAACCACAUACUCUCCUGGUGCUGUGUAAAAGCAAGCGUCAGUAUCAACAGUUUGUGGAACAGGUGAAAGUUAAGAAAAACCAGCAGUGCAAUUAAUUUAUUUAAAACUGU